AUGGCUAGACACUUGUCAUUUCUGACAUUAUUUGUUGCCUUUGUCCUCACAUCUCUUACUCAAGCAGCUGAAAUUAACAAUGUGUUCCAAAGUUUUGAUAGCUUAACAUGGGAAAAUGGUGGAAACUAUCAAUACAGAACACCAUCUGCACCUAGUUGGAUUGCAAGUUUGUCUUGGAAAAUCUUGGGUUCAAAUGUCAAGGCUGGGGAUACGUUUACAUUGAAUAUGCCAUGUGUAUUCAAAUUUACCACAACACAACAAACCAUUGACUUGGAUGUUGGAAACACUGUUUAUGCUAAUUGUCAAUUUGUUCCAGGCGAUUUAGUGGUUGCUUAUUCUCAAUUAAAAUGUACUGCUAGUAACAACGUUAAAGAUAGUACUGAUGCUACCGGUACUGUGAAAUUUCCUAUCACAUUCAAUGUUGGUGGUUCAGGUGGUGCUGUUGAUUUGCAAAAUUCCAAAUGCUUUACUACAGGUACUAAUGAAGUGACGUUUACUGAUGGUGACAAAAAGUUGACCACAUCGGCAAAUUUUCAAGGAGGAUCCAAUACUAACCAAGGCGUUUCAACCAAUUCUAUCGUUUACUACAAUCGUGUUGUUCCAUCCUUAAACAAGCAACAAUUAUACUUACUAGGAGGAACAUGCUCAAAUGGAUACAGAAGCGGAACGUUGGGAAUUAGAGUUAGUGGAGGAACCCUUGACUGUGAUUCGAUUCAUUCUGCUAUAACAAAUCAACUAAAUGCGUGGUAUUUACCAGAAGAGGCAGAUGCUAUUUCAGCAUCUUCAAGCUGCAACAGCCAAUCAUAUUCAAUCAACUACAAUAACAUCCCUGCCGGCUACAGACCUUUUAUUGACAUCUUGGCCAACGUUGCAACCGGUCUGAGUUUAAGUGUGAGUUACACCAAUAGGUAUACAUGUGCAGGCCAAUUGUUUCCCGUUGACAAUUCAAGACUGGUAACUUGGGGAAGAUACAACAACAACGAAGCAGGUGCCAAUGGUAACGAAGUUAUUGUUACUACCUCUACAUAUUACGGAUCAACUACUUUGGUGACUACCUUACCAUUCAAUACAGAGCCAGGCAAUACCAAAACAAUUCUUGUUGAAGUACCUAUUCCAACUACUACAGUUACUUCAAGUUAUACUGGCUAUUCAACGUGGACUACAACUAUUACUGCUACACCUGGUGAAACAGCUACAGUUCUUGAAUGGGACCCAAUCACUCCGACAAGUUCAGCGCCACCUUCCAGUACAUCAGAUACAAGUUCGGAACCGCCAUCAAGUACAUCAGAUACGAGUUCGGAACCACCUUCCAGUACAUCAGACACUAGCUCAGAGCCACCUUCCAGUACAUCAGAUACAAGUUCGGAACCGCCAUCAAGUACAUCAGACACUAGCUCAGAGCCACCUUCCAGUACAUCAGAUACAAGUUCGGAACCGCCAUCAAGUACAUCAGAUACUAGCUCAGAGCCACCUUCCAGUACAUCAGACACUAGCUCAGAACCACCUUCCAGUACAUCAGACACUAGUUCAGAACCACCUUCCAGUACAUCAGACACUAGCUCAGAGCCACCUUCCAGUACAUCAGAUACAAGUUCGGAACCGCCAUCAAGUACAUCAGAUACUAGCUCAGAGCCACCUUCCAGUACAUCAGAUACAAGUUCGGAACCACCUUCCAGUACAUCAGACACUAGCUCAGAACCACCUUCCAGUACAUCAGACACUAGCUCAGAGCCACCUUCCAGUACAUCAGAUACAAGUUCGGAACCGCCAUCAAGUACAUCAGAUACGAGUUCAUUCUCUCCGACUCAAGAAUCAUCCACUGACCUUUCAUCUUCAUUGUCAGUACCACCAUAUCAGAAUAGUACUGGUCCUUCCCAUUCAUCUUCUAAUCCAACAGGUUCAGAAUCGACAACUAUUCCUUCUGAUUUGCAAACAACAAACUCUGACACUGGAAAUACAGUGCCACCAACUGAGAGUACAACAACAACACCCGGAACUCCCCCACAAUCUACGACAACCACUGGAGGUAAUGGUAAUGGGGGACCAGGAACUUCAAACACAACACCAACAAAUACAGACACGACUUCAGCUACAACUACAAAUAUCUAUGUUUCAGAUACAACAGAGACUCAACCGACAAGUAGUUCAACUUCACCUCCUGGAAAUGGUGGUAAUGGUGGAAAUGGUAAUGGUGGUAAUGGUGGAAACGGCGGUAAUGGAUCAGGUAACGGAUCAGGUUCAGGCAGUGGAUCAGGUUCAGGCAGUGGAUCAGGUUCAGGUAACGGAUUAGGUUCAGGCAGUGGAUCAGGUUCAGGCAGUGGAUCAGGUUCAGGUAACGGAUCAGGUUCAGGCAGUGGAUCAGGUUCAGGCAGUGGAUCAGGUUCAGGUAACGGAUCAGGUUCAGGAGAAGGUGCAGGAUCAAGCGCUGUCCAAACAAUAGAGACAUUAAGUCAAUCUUCAACUUCCAUCACACCUGCAAUAUCAAGCUACGAAGGAAUUGGAUCAACACAAAAAGUCUCCACAUUUUUGGCUGGUUUUUUCAUCAUCGCUUCAAUUUUAAUUUAG
Lodderomyces margitis is the source of this 2565-nucleotide messenger RNA. RefSeq lists its product as uncharacterized. Gene Ontology annotation, biological process: cell adhesion involved in multi-species biofilm formation; cell adhesion involved in single-species biofilm formation. The coding region runs from base 1 to 2565 and encodes 854 amino acids. The record is from RefSeq and is a predicted model, not a curated record. The transcript has a single exon. Lineage: Eukaryota; Fungi; Ascomycota; Pichiomycetes; Serinales; Debaryomycetaceae. Gene Ontology annotation, cellular component: fungal-type cell wall.